This is a messenger RNA of Symbiodinium natans, 801 nucleotides long. The record is from the annotation of a GenBank genome assembly. Lineage: Eukaryota; Dinophyceae; Suessiales; Symbiodiniaceae.
AUGGCUGCUCCUCCUCCGGCAGUACCGACCGCCACGACGCCGUAUGUUGGGGUGGUGAAGUCCUUCAACCCCGCCAAGGGCUGGGGGCACAUCGAAUGCGAGGACACGUUCAAGCUCUUCGGAAAGGACAUCUUCUUACUGCGGAGCCGCACGGGCAGCCUCACUCUCGCCCGAGGAUCCCAAGUGACCUUCACCGUGGAACAGGGCACGAAAGGUCCUGAGGCUGCAAAUGUCCAGCUGGUGCAGGCGCCCGAGUCGAGGUUCCGGGGCACUGUGAAAUCUUGGAACCCGCAGCGGGGUUGGGGACAUAUUGAAUGCGCCGCCACCCAGGAGGUGUAUGGCAAGGACAUCUUUCUGAUGCGGUCCGCACUCGUCGGUGGGCAGUGUAACAAGGGGGAUGAGGUGUCCUUCGACAUCAUUGAAGGGAGCAAAGGGCCGGAGGCGUGUGGCGUCCAAGUGGUAACGGCUCCUGUAGCAGCUCCUGACCAUCCUCGCAUGGGCUACGUGGCCAUGUACCAGGCGCCGCAGUACGACGGCGUCAUCGCGCACUACAACGCCGCGCUGCAGCAGGGCUCCAUCCACUGCCCGCAGGUGUUCGCCGCGUAUGGCUGCGACGUCGCCGUGACCGGCCAAAGACUGGGAAGCUACGUACCCCAAGCCGGCGAUCAGAUCACCUUCGGUCUGGCCAUUAGCCAAGAUGGGCGGCCAGAAGCACUGAAUGUGCAGCAGGCGAACAGCUACCAGGCCGAGCGGAGCCACACGGGCCUGUCGUGGGCCAAAAGCAUCCGCCCCUACCAGUGA